UAAACAAAUAUUAGAGAAGGUGCUUGGACGAGAAUCUGUUCGUCUAUUUGGUUGGGGACGGUCUCCCACUGGGUCCAAAAGAAGCAAAGGUGAUUCAAAUAUUCCAACUUAUACUCAAUUGAUGGAUCGUGUUGGAGAACUUUCAGGCACUGUUGAAAUGAUGAAAAAGUUGUUGAUUGAGAAGAAUAUUAUGCCUCCCAUGUCACAUGUUCCUUCAGAUCAUUGUUCAGUACCGCUUAAUCGUGGGUCAUCCUCUAUUGAUCGAGGCCAGCAUGUUGACGGUUAUGAGGACUCCACUUCUGAAUAUGAUAAUAUUGUUUAGAAGCAAAAUUCAUAUUAGACUUAAUACUUUGUAGUGUGGCAGCAGCUAGUUAAUGUUUUAUUUUGUUUGGCAAUUUUUGAUUAGCUAAUACUUUGCUGAAAUUGAAUAUUUUAGUUUGAACUAUGACAUUUAUCGUUAUAAUAUAUUAUCCAUUCCCGUGUUCCUAUUAGGCUAUUACAAAA
Messenger RNA from Cuscuta europaea, 504 nucleotides. The record is from the annotation of a GenBank genome assembly. Lineage: Eukaryota; Viridiplantae; Streptophyta; Magnoliopsida; Solanales; Convolvulaceae.